Molecule: messenger RNA, 2259 nt
Organism: Thlaspi arvense
Lineage: Eukaryota; Viridiplantae; Streptophyta; Magnoliopsida; Brassicales; Brassicaceae
Source: the annotation of a GenBank genome assembly
AGAGUAUUACAUAUUAGGUUUAUUUUGUUUCAAAAUUUUGUUUUCUCACUGUUAUAAUGGUUAUUCUUUGAAAUAUAGUUUUCAUAUCAUUGCCCUGUUGAUCGAUUGAAACUGUUUUUGUCAAUUUCUUUUGUUUAGAGCUUUAACUUAUUUUUAAUUUCUUUGUUUCAGGUAUGCGUUUUGCUCAUGUCUACUGGAAUGCCACAUCUUUUUUUUUUCUUUUCAAAAAGUUAGAUCAAUACUAGAAAAUUUAUUCUUCUUACGUGAGGGUUUGGUUUUGAAUCACUAAAUUUAUAGAUUUUUGGUAAUUUCAUGUCUAACUCCUUCCACCUUUCUCCGUCGACUUUCUGGGUCCAUAGGCCCGAUUAAGUGAUGAAGGAAGUAGAUGGAUUUAAUGGAGAAUCCAUCGGCUUUGGAAGGCAGCCUGGAACCUGUCUCCUCUCACGCCGGCGAUAUUUCACCGGUUCUUGCUUCGUGCAGUGGCGAUAACACCAUUCAAAUCUGGGAAGAGAGCUCUCUCGCUCAUGGACCUGCAAGAUUCGUUGUUGCAUCUACACUUUUCUGCUGUGGAGGAUAUACUUACAAAACGAGAGUAGAAAGCGUGUGUGGGAUGUCACUUCUAUCAGGCUUACUAGAGACUGUGAGUGGAAGUGGACAACGAUACUCAAGAAUUGAAGAUAUUAACAAUGUGUUUGCUAAUGAAGUCUCAUGGGACCGGUCUUCCGCGUCUUUUACUCAAUCAUCCAAAGCAGAGUGAUAGAACAAAUGGUGCGCUCUAAACUUUUAAUUACGUUGCUAAAGGUUCUGUCUCAAUCAAUGGUAUGGCACUGUUGUUGAACUGUGUGACGGAAGUUGAUCUUAAAGAUGGAGGAGGAUGCUACUUUGGAGAUUAAAUCCUAUCAAUAACUGGUGCUACCUCCGCAAAAAGAUGACAAGUCAACCACAAGGUGUUGUAAUUUAAAAAGGUGGUGAGCGGGCGGAGUUUUUCAUUGUUGCAUGAGCGGGUCGAGUUUUUGCAUGAUGUUUCUGCUUCUUCUUCUUUGUCAAACUGGUUCUUUAGAGUAACUCGAUCUAACUCAUUGGCAUUGUGGUUGAGAUAGGUACUAAAGCUGCUCCAUGGAGAUUCAGUUUUGUUUAUAGAGAACCCUGAGCUGAUGUACGUAUGCUUUAUAUAUGGAUUUAUUUCCAUCCAAACUCAUCUAAAUACAACUCAUUUUGCGCAACUUAUGUUUCCUUUCUUACAAAUGUGCGAUGUUAAAUCUCUGGUUCUCUAUUUGUGUGUAUGUGUGUUAUUUUCUUGGUGAAGGAAAAUCAUCAAGGUUUUUUGAAGAGCACCCGAUAUUAAAUGUAACCUGCCAAUGUUCAAUUGUUUAUACUUGGAUUAUUAUAUUGAGGGCGUCUAAAAUCCCUUACCGCAUAACAAUUUUUUUUUUUAUUAUAAUAGUCUUUCAAAAACUCUUUCAAGGUCUCUCAAAGUUUCCCAAAUAAGAGAUUUUCAUAACUUUUUUGAGAGACUCUGACAAGAAAAUAUUAAUAUUUAUUAUUUUAUUUUAUUUUUAUUGUUAAGAAACCCUUGUGAAGCCCGUAAUAGUCUUGGUAAUUUUAAGAUCUAUACGAUAAAAAGUUUGUAGGAGUAGAAUUAACUCAACCAAUACAAUUUUCAUGUUUAUGAACUUGAAUCUUUUUUGUUUUACUAAUUUACUUGAACAUGAGCUAAUAUUGCAAAAAUCAAAAAAGAGGCCCCGAGAUAGGAUAUGGACAGUCUCCCAUAACAAGAAUAGGAAAGGUAGAAGUAAUAACUAGAUCAAGACCUAAGGAGGGUUUGAUGCUUUUGAAUUCAUUGUAUUAAUUCUGAAAUUGGUUUAGGACAAAUUUCAGUGCUUAGCCCUAAUUAGGGCAUCAGUCGAGGACUCUUUUAAGAUGACUUAAACGGCUCCCAUUUGAGGGGAAGCUUUUCAGAUCCCCGAAGUAGGCUUUCACGGAGGAAAGAGAGACCAUUGAACAAUUCAUCUGUGCUUUGCUUCUUGCUCUUCAAAUUCUGAAAGACUCGUCGGAAAUUGCCGGUGCCGGUUGGUCCAACCAAGAAAGGCCCUUAGCCUGGUGCUCAUGACCCGCUAUGGAACCUCGUAAGGCUCAUAUCUUUAAUAGAAGUAAACUUUUCAACUUGGAUACCAUGAGGUGGUCCCUGGAAAGUUUGAGUAUAAGCAGGGGGAGAGGGUUAUUGGGAGAUGGAAUUAUAAAAUUUUGAUUGAUUUUAAG